UCGAGUCCGAAGUAAGACGCCCUCAUCUACGCUCCCUUUCCGCGACUGACGCCAUGGCUUAGAUGGCCCGGACCCAGAAAAACAAAGCCACUUCUUUCCAUCUCGGUAUCUCGCGUAUAGCCUCCGAUCGGUCCGCAUACGUGCUCAUGCGUCGCAGGUCAAUUGAAGGCAAAGCUUGCUAAGCUCAAGAGGGAGCUGCUCACUCCUAGUUCGAGCGGAGGCGGUGGUGGCGUUGGUUUCGACGUCGCUAGGACGGGUGUCGCGAGCGUUGGCUUCAUCGGUUUUCCGUCCGUGGGGAAGAGUACGCUUAUGAGCAAACUGACUGGUCAACAUUCGGAGGCCGCUGCCUACGAGUUCACCACCCUUACUACUGUCCCUGGCCAAGUGGUCUACAAUGGCGCCAAAAUCCAGAUUCUCGAUCUUCCCGGUAUCAUCCAAGGAGCCAAGGAUGGAAAGGGUCGUGGCCGACAAGUCAUCGCCGUUGCAAAGACGUGCCACUUGAUCUUCAUUGUCUUAGAUGUGAAUAAGCCGCUAACCGACAAGCGCGUUAUCGAGAGCGAGCUGGAGGGCUUUGGGAUUCGAAUCAACAAGAGUCCGCCGAAUAUUGUAUUGAAAAAGAAGGACAAGGGCGGGAUCAACAUAACCUCGACCGUCCCUCUCACGCAUAUCGACCAUGAUGAGAUCAAGGCCGUGCUGGCGGAGUAUCGUAUGGCCAAUGCGGACGUUGCGAUUCGAUGCGACGCGACCGUGGACGACCUGAUCGAUAUAAUAGAAGCGAAGGGUCGAAGCUAUAUCCCGGUGAUAUACGCCCUCAACAAGAUUGAUGCCAUCUCCAUAGAGGAGCUGGAUCUGCUGUAUCGAAUUCCGAAUGCCUGCCCAAUUAGCGCAGAACACGGCUGGAAUGUUGACGAAUUGCUAGAGCAGAUGUGGGAGAAGCUGAACCUCGUCCGGGUUUACACGAAGCCUAAGGGCAAGAUGCCUGACUACUCCGCUCCAGUCGUACUCCGGUCUACCGCAUGCACCGUCGAGGAUUUCUGUAACUCAAUCCACAAGACCAUCGUGGAACAGUUCAAGCAUGCCAUCGUGUACGGAAAGUCUGUGAAGCAUCAACCUCAGCGCGUGGGCCUAAGCCAUGAGCUCGCCGACGAAGACAUCAUCACCAUCAUCAAACGCUAGAAGACGCCAAGGGACUUGAAUCAUGACGGCAUCCAGUCCCUGGACCCCAGCAGCAGGUCGCGAGUGGUGCGAGAGGCUUUACAGGAUGGCUUAUGUGUCUCAAUCCCGUAUCAAUGCUAGAUGUUCCCAUAGGAUGGCCGCGAGCGAGGCGAAGCUCCAGGCCGGCUUUCCGUGUUGGCUUGGGCCGGGGCGCAGUACUAAAAGCAGUCCAAAGGCAUCAGCACGUUUAUUUCGGUCGAAGCAUUUUGCUUACACGGCGAUCGCAGCACUCAUUCGCCAGGGCUCUGGCGACUACGGCAAAUCAACGCUUCCCGAGAGCUAGUCAAUACAGGCCGUCGUCUCGAUGCCGAGAGGCGUAGGUGCCGCAGCGGGCCUCGUGGGUAACGCAUCGACGGAGGCUAUUGGAACGGUCUCAGCAUUGUUUUUCCCAUAUUGUGAUCGGAAAUUCAGGAAUACGAC
This is a messenger RNA of Trematosphaeria pertusa, 1635 nucleotides long. RefSeq names its product developmentally regulated GTP-binding protein-like protein. Gene Ontology annotation, biological process: cytoplasmic translation. Bases 310 to 1176 code for a protein of 288 amino acids. The record is from RefSeq and is a predicted model, not a curated record. Gene Ontology annotation, cellular component: cytoplasm. Gene Ontology annotation, molecular function: GTP binding; GTPase activity. Lineage: Eukaryota; Fungi; Ascomycota; Dothideomycetes; Pleosporales; Trematosphaeriaceae. The transcript is spliced from 3 exons.